AUGUUCGUGUCUCCCUACUCGGCCCAGACCGACCCUGAAGUGCAGGAAUACAACCAGCGCCGCGCCGAAUAUCUGGCCGCCAAGAAGAAGCAGAAACAGGACGAAAGGCUGCUGAGGAAGGCGUCCAUUGCGAGUACCUCUGGGCAGAAAUCCUCCUCCGCAGGACACGAGAAAGGGGGUCGAGGGUUGCUGAAGAAACUCUUCCACGCUGUUCGGGCGACUGGCGAUAAGGAUGGUAUGUCGCAGUUGACCGUGGACGACAAUGCUGAUGCCGAUGCCGAUGCCGAUGCAAAGACGCUGGUGGACGAGACGGGGAGGGACUUGGACCAGGUCUCUGUGAGGACUGCAGUGGCAUGA
This is a messenger RNA of Capronia epimyces CBS 606.96, 357 nucleotides long. RefSeq lists its product as uncharacterized. The coding region runs from base 1 to 357 and encodes 118 amino acids. The transcript is spliced from 2 exons. NCBI's taxonomy places the organism in Eukaryota, Fungi, Ascomycota, Eurotiomycetes, Chaetothyriales, Herpotrichiellaceae. The record is from RefSeq and is a predicted model, not a curated record.